CUUUUCAUUACCCUGACAGUAAUUAUGAAAAUUACUGGUGACCGUAAUUACUGAUCGACCUCUAGGCGUAACAUUGCCCCAGACUUGGAGCUUCCAAAGUGAGACAAGACCAAUCAAUAUGCAGUGAUCCAGGCCUAGCCUAUUGAUCUGCAUCAGGAACAGCGCUUGGUCGUCACCGUGUCACCAUUGCAAGUUCGCGACUUUAUAUAAAAGCUUGUUCCAACUUGGCAACCUUGGCCAUCUUCACACUUUUCACACACGACGGAACUUCACAUUUCGAAACAUGACGUCGAACAAUCAUGCUUCGAAUGCCGACAAGAUGGGCGAGAGGCCCUCCACUGAGAAGAUGGAGAGGACCGUCUCCGACAGCGAGCACCAUCGCAACAUGACGAGACGGAUAUUAUGGAAGAUAGACACAAGAGUCCUGCCUGUCCUUGUCCUCCUCUUCCUCUGCUCUUUCCUCGAUCGAGCCAACGUCGGCAACGCCAGGAUUAUCGGUCUCGAAAAGGAUCUUGGCCUCUCCAAUACCCAGUAUACUCAGGGUCUGGCAGUCUUCUAUGCCACAUACAUUGCAAUUGAACUUCCGAGCAACCUGGUCCUCAAAAAGGUCACGCCCAAGAUCUGGCUGCCCCUCCUCACCAUCAUCUGGGGCAUUAUCACCAUGUGUUUAGGAUUCGUAAAGAACUUUGGAAGCUUCUUCGGCGUGCGAGCCCUGUUGGGCAUCGCCGAGGGCGGCCUCUUUCCAGGCAUUGUGCUCUAUCUUUCCGGCCUAUAUACUCGCCAGGAGAUGGCGCUGCGAAUGGGCAUCUUCUACACCGCUGCCUCUUUGUCGGGUGCAUUCGGCGGUCUUUUAGCACGGGGGCUCUCUGCUAUUGGUCCACGUGGUGGGUUGGAGGGUUGGAGAUGGAUCUUCAUCAUCGAAGGGUUGAUUACCAUACUUGUGGGUAUGGUGACUUAUCUCCUGCUUCCAACAAGUAUAGUCACUGCUCCUUACCUGACCGAGGAGAAGAAGGAAUACGCUGCAAGGAGGCUUCAAGGAGACACCGGCGCAGAUACCGCGGAUAGGUUCAAUCCCGUUUCGGAACGAGAGGAAAAGUUCAAGUGGUCUGAAGUUCGCCGUGGCGUCUUCAACCUCCAAGUUUGGCUAACAGGUUCAGCAUAUUUUGCCCUUGGGGCUGGGCUCUACAGCUUUGGUCUCUUUCUCCCAACCAUCCUCAACGACCUGAAGAUCACAUCCAACCCCAACCAGACCCAGCUGUGGUCGGUUAUCCCAUACGCAGUUGCCACCCCGGUCACAGUUCUCAUUGCCUUUGCCUCUGAUCGCCUCAAACUCAGGGGCGUCAUGAUGCUCUUCACUCUUCCCAUUGCCAUCAUUGGCUACGCCGUUAUCGCCAAUGUCGCCUCUGCCCAAGUUCGUUUUGCUAUGACAUGCUUGAUGGCAAUCGGCAUGUACAGCAGCAUACCAUGCAUUCUCGUCUGGAACUCCAACAAUUCUGCUGGGCACUACAAGCGAGCUACCAGUUCAGCUUUGCAACUUGCUAUUGGAAACGCGGGCGGUUUUGUGGCUACUUUUGUCUAUCCUCCAAAGGAUAGACCUUUGUAUCACAAGGGGCAGACGAUCCUCCUUGGUCUGCUAGUUUAUGCUUGGUUUGCGAUCCUCGCCAAUGUGCUUUGGUGCAACAAGAUCAACAAGGACAAAGCCGCUGGGAAGUAUGAGAGAUACGAAGGCUCUGGGGACGACAGAGAUCCAGCUUUCAAGAUGAUCCCGUAAAGCCCUUUCAUGUCACCCCCAUGAGUACCAACAACUGAGUAAUGCUUGCAUUUGCUGGGCUUAGAAUGGAUAAUAGGUAUAAGUUUGCCAACAGACCGCGGUCAGUCACAGUCCAUUGAAUGUGAUCUGCAAGGGCAGACGCUUUUCCUGACCGUCAUUCCGUUUUACGUUGGACCCUUCGCACACUGUGUUCCCGGCACGACCUGUACCCCUGCCUUCUGUGGACCAACCGGCCGCCCCCUUGUCUGAGAUUCAGUGUCGUCUGUCCUUCUGUGCAACAACAAGCUAUGUGUGCAGAGAAUGGACAUGUCUGAGACAUCUAUGUCGCUGAUAUGCCAGUCAGCCACGACUUGCUCCCCGUUUGUAAAUGCGGAGAUUG
Molecule: messenger RNA, 2150 nt
Organism: Neurospora tetraspora
Lineage: Eukaryota; Fungi; Ascomycota; Sordariomycetes; Sordariales; Sordariaceae
Product: MFS general substrate transporter
Exons: 10
Coding region: 284-1771 (495 amino acids)
Biological process (GO): transmembrane transport
Cellular component (GO): membrane
Molecular function (GO): transmembrane transporter activity
Source: RefSeq, a predicted model, not a curated record